Molecule: messenger RNA, 2626 nt
Organism: Drosophila eugracilis
Lineage: Eukaryota; Metazoa; Arthropoda; Insecta; Diptera; Drosophilidae
Gene: dpr19
Exons: 6
Coding region: 800-1948 (382 amino acids)
Biological process (GO): synapse organization
Cellular component (GO): neuron projection membrane
Source: RefSeq, a predicted model, not a curated record
CUUCAAUUUAGUCUACGAUUGGCACUUCGAAAAAGAAGUUGUAUUCGCCGGGGUGUGAACUGCGCAUUCUUGGUGAACCAAGUAAAUUCGAAUCAGAAUUGUGCCAUUUUCUCUAAACACACACGCACACACUCGCACACAUACAAUCGCGUAUGUGCCAAUAAAAUGAAAAUGCAGUGAGAAAUCUGCACUUUUGAUGGCCAAUACAUACAGUUUAUAUAUAUUUUACCUGUGUAUCCGUACUUUUGAAAAUAUGUAGCAAUGAAAAUAUUCAUAUGUAUGCUUUAUGAUUGCAUAAACAAUUAGAAUCGAAAUGUGUAUAUACGCGUAAGGAUUUGCCGAAUUGCCAGUGCAAAAAAAAAAAGUGAGUUUUCCUCUUUCAUUAUCUGUGUAUGCAUUUCCUUCGGAAACUCAGGUAAAUACAUAUUAAUGUCGCUAUAUUAGCGACAUGUGUAUUUUACUUAAUUCGCGGACAUUAAAUAUUAGUGCAUGUGGUUUAAAAUGCAAUACGAAUUACUUAACAUAACUCAAGGAUUUUCAUAAAUAUGACGUUUAGUGAUAAAAGAUUAAUGUUAUUUGCGUGACCCAUACAUAUAAAUAUAUUAUAACUGAAAGAUACAAAUACAAGUAUAUUCACUACGGAUACGGAUAUAGGUGCAUGCAUAUUUUUAGAAAUAUACAUAUAUACGGAUAUGUACACACAUGCUUAUAAUAUGAAGUUCGUUGCAGAAGGAAAAUGUUUCGGGUAUAAAGUUUGACUGCCAAGUAUACGAUUUGUGGAAUAUCGAAUUUGGAAAUAAUGGAACCGAAAAGAUGGCAUUUGCAUUUAUCAUGUUUUUUGCUACUCCUUAGUUCAACGUUUUCUGAUGUCGGAAAAAUCACGUCUUCUCAAAAUCACUUUGGAAACACUAUACAAAGUCAAUUUAAUACCAAAAACAAUACUCGUGUUAUUGCACAAAAAGGAGGACUUGCUAUUUUACCCUGUGUGGUCAAAGUUAACUCUCCAGCUACGGUUUCUUGGAUACGUAGAAAGGAUUUCCAACUCCUGACAGUGGGUCUAUCAACCCACAGUAGUGACAAACGAUUUUUGGUGGAACAUACACGUCACAUGGGACACUGGUCCCUUAGAAUAAAAUCUGUUAGAGAGGAAGAUCGAGGAUUUUACGAAUGUCAAUUAUCAAUUUAUCCAACUCAGUCAAUAGUUAUAGAAUUAAAAAUUGUUGAAGCGGUAGCUGAAAUUUCAAGUGCCCCUGAACUCCAUAUUGAUGAGACUUCCACUUUACGUCUUGAGUGCAAACUAAAACGGGCUACGGAGAAUCCUGCGUUUGUAUUUUGGUAUCACGAUAGUAAAAUGAUCAAUUACGAUUCACAAGGCGGAUUCGUUGUGACUUCAAUUGGGCAAAGUAACUUACACGGUGGUCAGGUUUAUAGGUCUUCGCCAGGGAACAAAUCGCGCGUAACCAUGCCAAUGGAGUCCGCCAAUGGCGUCCAUAGCAACAUCCUUGGAAGCUCCGAUAACGUCAAAGCCCCUAAUAUGCCAUCCUCAACACCCUAUUUGCAACAACAUCAGUCCGCUUACCUUCUUAACCCCUCAGUUAGUGUGCUUACCGUGAAGCAAGUCAAUUUUCGGCAUGCUGGCAACUAUACAUGUGCACCAUCAAAUGCCCGUCCUGCCAGCAUUACUGUGCAUGUACUAAGGGGUGAGAAAACGGCGGCCAUGCAACAUGCUAAUCGUAGUAUUUUGGAUACUGAGAACAACGGCAAUGGGACUUUUGGGUUGAUCACUUUGGGUGGACUGAAUGGAACCUCUAGCGCCACUCUGACCGGAAGCCUUUUCUACUUCUCUGGCAUGUUCCUGCUUAUAACCGCGGUAGUAUUAGAUCGACUCUCAUUAGCAGUAACUCACAACGUAUUCUUAGCAUUUUUAGUAGCCCUAUUGCAUAGCUGAAACUUAUAAUUGACAGUGUUUAGAAUGGAGCAACUUCAAUCAUUCGAAAAUAACAAAAUGAUAUUUGUUUUAAAAUAGAAGAUGUAAAUAGAUCAUUGACAUACCAUAUUGAAAAUGUGUUAGCAUUGUAAGACAUUUACGUACUCUUAAGAUAAAAUUGUAAAUAGACUUCCAUUACAUGCAAUGUAUUGAAUUGAGAAAUAAGAUAAUUAAUUCAUGAACUUGUUACCACAAACUUAUAAGAUGAAUACUUAUGACAUAGGUCAUAAAAUAUUGAAUGAUUAAAAGUGGUACGCUAAAAUGUAUGCCUAGAUGUUCAUAUUUAUUGACUGGUACUGACAUUUUAAUGUUACAAACAAUGGAAUUAGCGUAAAAUAAUGACAAAGCCAUAAAGAUUUGUUACCUAAUAACUCGAAAAUUUGAUCGUCACCUUUAAAAUGUUAUUCUGCUCAGUGUUCGAUAUUUAGUAUAUAGAUUGAUUUAUGUAAGCACCUUUAGGAGUACGCUAAUUCAUAAACUGUAUGUACAACUGUAAAUAAAUAUUACUUUCGUGAGCGUUUACAAAGGCGCUGUCUUGAAUCCAAAUAGGCUGAAAGUGCCAGUUUCGUUUUGUUUACCUUAAAAUACGGAUUGCAAAACAACUUUUAAAUUUUGUUGCAAACAUUAAAACGUUUUAAA